Molecule: messenger RNA, 3695 nt
Organism: Solanum stenotomum
Lineage: Eukaryota; Viridiplantae; Streptophyta; Magnoliopsida; Solanales; Solanaceae
Product: probable disease resistance protein At1g61300
Exons: 3
Coding region: 147-3416 (1089 amino acids)
Molecular function (GO): ADP binding
Source: RefSeq, a predicted model, not a curated record
CUCAAACUAUUUUCAACUGAAAAGUCUGAAACCAUUUCCCCCCUGCUCCUUGAAUUGAAGAAAAAAAUAGUUAGCUCCUUUCUUGAGCUUUCGUUUCCAUUCUUCCUUAGGCUGCUUUUCGUGAAGAAUUAUUUAACGAAAUAGCUAUGGAAAUCUUAGCUAUGUCAAUGGGGAAAGUCACAAAUUGCUUGAUGCAGCCAGUGACGCGGGGGAUUGGGUAUAUCUUUAACUACAAAAGCAACAUCAGAUCUAUGGAUAAUGAAUCUCAGAAGCUGGAAAAAAUCAAAAGCGGAGUUCAACAAAGAGCGGAAGCUGCCCGGAGAAACUUACAAGUCAUUUCUCCCAAUAUUGAGGCUUGGUUAACUAGUGUUGAUACAACUACUGCAGAUGUGGAAGCUGUAACGCGAGGUAGAAUUGAGGUUGAAAGUGGUUGUUUCUAUGGUUGGUGUCCAAACUUGAAGUCACGUUAUUCGCUGAGUAGGAGAUCUAAGAGAAUUAAAUUAGCUGUGAUUAGUCUUCAAAUUGAAGGUAACAAUCAUGUUAAUUUCUCUUAUCCUGCACCACUUGAAGUUGAAAUUGAAGCUAUACCUAGAAACAGUUGUGAGGAGGAGUUUGACUCGAGAAAAUUGAAAGAGGAAGAGGUAAUGGAAGCUUUGAGAGAUGAGGAGGUUACUAUUAUUGGGAUAUGUGGUAUGGGUGGUAUCGGUAAAACGACAUUGACCGAGAAAAUUAGACAAAGGGCGAAGCAAGAAAAAUUGUUUGAUGAGGUUAUCAUGGUAACUGUCGGUCAGAAACCAAACUUCAAAAGAAUUCAAGAUGAAAUUGCAAGAGGAGUUGGUUUGACAUUAACAGAUGACAAUUUAUGGAGUCGUGGAGAUCAGUUGCGUGCAAGGUUAAUGGGUCAAGACAGUAUCCUUAUAAUCUUAGAUGAUGUAUGGGAGGUUCUUAAUCUUAACAAACUUGGAAUUUCCAGUGGUAGCAAUCACAACUGUCAGUGCAAAGUGAACUUGACUACACGUCUCCGAAAUGUUUGUGAAACAAUGGAGGCUCGAAAGAUCAUAGAAAUUGGAAUCUUAUCUGAAAAGGAAGCAUGGUUCCUUUUUAGGCAAAAAGCUGGUAAUUCAGUUGAUGAUCUUUCUCUUAAUCACAUAGCAAAAAAUGUUGUGAAAGAAUGCAUGGGGUUGCCGCUUGCAAUUAUUACAGUUGCUGGUGCGCUAAAGAAUAAAAGGAAGCCUUCAUGGGAGGAUGCCCUUGUACAAUUACAAAGAUCUGCACCAAAAAAUAUUCCAGGAGUGCUUACAUAUGUAUAUCAACCUCUGAAGCUGAGUUAUGAUCACUUAGAAAGUGAUGAAGCCAGGUACUUCUUUUUGUUUUGUUGCUUGUUUGAGGAAGAUAGGGAUAUUUGGCCUGAAGAGUUACUUCGAUAUGGAAUGGGGCUUAGCAUGUUUUCUGAAAUUAAAAAUAUUGUAGAAGCUAGAAAGAGGGUGUGUCAUUUGUUAGAAACAUUGAAAGAGAGUUUCUUGUUAUCCGAAGGCUCCUCUGGAGGUUACGCCAAAAUGCAUGAUGUGGUCCGUGACGUGGCUAUAUAUAUUGCCUCUGAGGGAAAGCAUAUUUUUAUGGUAAGUCAUGACGUGAACUCCGAAGAGUUCCCAAGAAGAACUUCUUAUGAGCCAUACAGUCACAUGUCAAUUGUCACAAAAGGAUUCAAUGAUCUUCCUAAACCAAUAUUUUGCCCAAGACUCGAGUUUCUAAUGUUGAAAUUCGUUGAAAAGCCAAAUAAAUUACAACAUGAUUAUUUUAUUGGGAUGAGCAAACUCAAUGUCUUAACCCUGAGGAGAGAUAGAUAUAAGGAUUCCAUUUUUCCUUUUCCCUCAUCGGUUCAGAGGUUGUCAAAUUUGCGGACGCUAUCUCUGAUUAAUUUAAGGUUGGAUGACAUAUCUGUUAUUGGUGGACUUGCCACAUUAGAAGUUCUCAGCAUCAGAGAUUCUCACAUAAAAGAGCUUCCAAUGGAGAUAGGAAACUUGGUCAAUCUAAUUAUGUUCGAGUUUUGGAAUGAGCAAGGAGAACUUAUAAGGAUUUCACCAGGGAUCUUAUCCAGGCUAGUUCGAUUGGAGGAACUACAUAUGGUGGGAGUAGAACGUUGUAGUUACUCCACCUUGAGGGAGCUCGAAUCCUUAUUUGAAUUGACUUCACUAACAUUGUUCUCAUGUUCUGGAGAUGUGAUCUACAGUAACUUAGGCCUUUCCUCCAAGUUGACACAGUAUGCUCUAAAAGUGGGACAACAAGGCCGUCGUUGCCUCGAUACCUCACUCAUGGAUAACUACUACGAUAGGAUUAUGGAUCUCAAGGUCACUGAGAGCACCCCGUUGGCUGAUUGGAUCUGCCACAUGUUGAGGAAGAGCGAACUUGUCCAUUCAAACGGAAAUGGCUCCAAUAAUGUGCUGACAGAGUUGCUGGUCGAUAAAUUUCAGAACGUGAAAGAUCUCCGUCUGGCUGUUUGUGAUUCAUUGACACAUUUACUGAGUAUUCACUGUCAGAAUGAUAUUCCAUUCUCCAAACUCGAAAGACUGGAGGUAACUAGAUUUUGUAGUCUACAGUAUCUUUUUUACCUGUCCUUGGCUGCAGGAAGUUCGUCAAACUCGACAGUAGCUUGCCCCGAUAAUGAGGAAGAGGAUCAAAUAAUAAAGUUCCCCAAUUUAUAUUACAUAAAGCUUCAAUUUCUGGAAUGCUUCACUCACUUUUGCAGUGACACUGUUGAGGGCAUUGAGUUCCCUCAGUUACAAAACAUGUGCCUCUAUGAGUUACCUCAGUUUCAAAAUUUUUGGCCUCCAGACAACAACUCUAUCAAUGACUCAAAUCCUCUUUUUGAUGAAAAGGUUUCUUGUCCCAAUCUGGAAGAGCUAUGUAUCAGUAGGGCUGACAGCAUAACUGCUCUAUUCUCUCACCAACUUCCAACUAGCUUCUUUAACAAACUUAAAGAAUUGGAAGUAUGGAAGUGCGAAAAAUUAAGAAACUUGAUGUCUCCAUCAGUGGCCAGAGGUAUCCUGAAUCUCCGAAUAUUAAAGAUAGGUGCCUCUCCAUCAAUGGAGCAAGUGAUCACGGAAGAGGAACAACGAGGAGAAGAAAUGACUAACGAUCCCUUAUUUCCCCUAUUGGAAGAGCUGGUGCUCUACGAGCUACCAAAGCUGGGACAUUUCUUUCAGACGAAGCAUGCUCUUGAAUUUCCAUUCCUCAGAGAAGUGGAAAUUAGAAACUGCCCUGAAAUGAAGACGUUUAUUCAUCUGGGAUCUGUGAGUACACCGAGUCUGAAAAGUCUGGUUGUAGAAAAACCAAUCAUUGGAGGUGUUGAGGUGAAAGAUGGUCUCAAUGCAGUUAUACAAAAUAUCUUCAAUUCUAAGGAACAAGAAACUAACUAGGGAUGGCAGCGGCUAGUGUUGUCUAUGAAUCCGAAGCUUGGAUUGUAAUGAGUACGAUUAUGUGUGCAAGUUCACUCAACAUCACUUGAUAUCUAUGUUGAUAGAGGUAACAAGGAAAGGAUGAUCUACAUUUGUAACCUAUUGGUUCACCUGGUCCGAUCUGUAUUAGUAAUAUCUAUAAAAUACUAGUUGACUCUGCGUUAUUAUUGCAUAUUAUUUUGAAUUCGCCUCUCAUAAGUCAUACCUAACAUCUAAUAUAUAGAUUUAUUUUCUUGUGUC